Macroventuria anomochaeta is the source of this 1089-nucleotide messenger RNA. RefSeq names its product ATP-NAD kinase. Gene Ontology annotation, molecular function: NAD+ kinase activity. The record is from RefSeq and is a predicted model, not a curated record. Bases 1 to 1089 code for a protein of 362 amino acids. Gene Ontology annotation, biological process: NADP+ biosynthetic process; NAD+ metabolic process. The transcript has 3 exons. NCBI's taxonomy places the organism in Eukaryota, Fungi, Ascomycota, Dothideomycetes, Pleosporales, Didymellaceae.
AUGGCGUUUGGGAUCAGGGAGCUGUCGAAGAAGCUGGCGCAGAUCCGCCUAAAGCUGCACGUCAAGAAUAUCUUCAUUCUUGGGAAGGCGCAUGACGAGGGUCUGAUCACGAACACAAGAGAGACCGUUGAUUGGCUCCUGACGAAAGACCCUGGUUACAAGGUAUACGUCGAGCACACGCUGGAGGACAACAAGAUCUUCGACACCAAGGGCCUGCUUCAAAAAAACCCGUCUUACGAGGGGCGACUGAAGUUCUGGACGAACGAGCUUUGCGAGCAGAAGCCGCAAACCUUCGAUAUUGUCCUGGCACUUGGUGGUGAUGGCACUGUACUGUACUCAUCGUGGCUCUUCCAGCGUGUAGUACCACCUGUUCUCGCAUUCUCCCUCGGAUCGCUCGGCUUCCUGACCAAGUUUGACUACGAUCUCUACCCACAAACCCUGUCUCGCGCUUUCGAAGAAGGUAUCACCGUUAACCUACGCUUGCGCUUCGAGGCGACCGUUAUGCGAUCGCAAACCCGCGACAAUGAGGACCAGUCUGACUUGGUAGAGCAGCUAAUUGGAGAAGAGGCGGAGGACCAUCAUACACAUCGACCGGACGGCACCUACAACAUCUUGAACGAGGUGGUAGUAGAUCGCGGCCCAAACCCAACCAUGUCCUCGAUUGAGUUAUUCGGCGAUGACGAGCACUUCACGACUGUUCAGGCAGACGGCAUCUGCGUCUCAACACCCACGGGUUCGACAGCAUAUAAUUUGGCAGCGGGAGGCUCGCUCUGCCACCCCGACAACCCCGUUAUCCUUGUUACAGCCAUUUGCGCACACACCUUAUCCUUCAGGCCGAUCAUCCUGCCAGACACGAUAGUGUUGCGAUGUGGAGUUCCGUACGAUGCAAGAACAAGCUCGUGGGCAAGUUUCGAUGGAAGAGAACGGGUCGAGCUCAAGCCUGGCGACUACGUCACGAUUAGUGCGAGCAGGUUCCCGUUCCCAUGCGUGCUGCCUAUGAAUAAGAGGAAGACGGAUUGGAUUAACAGUAUUUCGCGGACUUUGCAGUGGAACAGCCGGGAUAAGCCGAAAGCACAAGGAAGGAAGUAG